ACUAACACUCCUCACCAUGAAGAUCGUUUUGCUGUCCGCUUUCUUGGCCGUUGCAGUUGCUCAAAUUGCGUAUGAUCCAGAGCCGGCCUACAAGGCAUACGAAUACCCGUCACAGCCAUACAGCUUUGCGUGGGAAGUGAACGAUGCUCCUUCCUACAACAAUUAUGGUCACUCUGAAAACAGUGAUGGCAAUGUGGUCACAGGAUCUUAUCGUGUCGCUCUGCCUGAUGGUCGCACUCAGAUUGUCAAUUACAGAGCUGACAAGAAUGGUUAUGUAGCCGACGUGAAGUACGAAGGCGAAGCCAAAUAUCCUGAAUACAAACCGGCAGUGUCUUAUACGUCUCCGGCCUAUAAGGCUCCUGCCCCAGCCUAUCAAGCUCCCGCCUACCAAGCUCCAGCUCCUCCGGCCUACAAAGCUCCGGCUGCUCCGGAAUACAAAGCUCCGGCUGCUCCGGAAUACAAAGCUCCAGCUCCUCCAGCAUACAAAGCUCCAGCUCCUCCAGCAUACAAAGCUCCAGCUCCUCCAACAUACAAAGCUCCAGCUCCACCGACAUACAAGGCUCCGGCUGCUCCAGCAUACAAGGCUCCGGCUGCUCCAGCGUACGAGGCUCCGGCUGCCCCAGCGUACAAGGCUCCGGCUGCUCCAGCAUACAAGGCUCCAGCCCCACCGGCGUACAAGGCUCCGGCUGCUCCAGCCUAUGAAGCUCCAGCUGCCCCAGUCUAUGAAGCUCCGGCCGCCCCAGCAUACAAGGCCCCAAGCCCACCGGCCUACAAGGCUCCGGCUGCUCCAGCCUAUGAAGCCCCAGCCUAUGAAGCUCCAGCAACCCCAGUCUAUGGAGCUCCACCCGCUCCAGAAUACAAAGCUCCGGCCCCACCAGCAUACAAGGCUCCAGCCCCACCGGCGUACAAGGCCCCGGCUGCACCCGCCUAUGAAGCCCCAGCUGCUCCAGCCUAUGAAGCUCCAGCUGCUCCAGAAUACAAAGCUCCGGCCGUUCCAGAAUACAAAGCUCCGGCCCCACCAGCAUACAAAGCUCCUGCCCUACCAGCGUACAAACCUCCGACGUACGAAGCUCCGGCUGCUCCAGCAUACAAAGCUCCGGCUGCUCCAGCAUACAAAGCUCCAGCCGCUCCGGCAUACAAAGCUCCUCCAACGGUGGCUUACAAGACUCCGGAAGCUCCUGUUUACAAGGUUCCAGCUGCUCCGACCUAUGAAGCUCCUGCUCCACCGGCUUACAAAAUCCCUGCUGCUCUUUUUUACAAAACCCCUACACCAGUCUACAGUCGUAACUGAACAGCUAAUCAAAAUAAGUUAGUUGCUCAAUUGUUUAUGUACAUUUAAAGGGAGAAA
Molecule: messenger RNA, 1348 nt
Organism: Daphnia carinata
Lineage: Eukaryota; Metazoa; Arthropoda; Branchiopoda; Diplostraca; Daphniidae
Exons: 3
Coding region: 17-1291 (424 amino acids)
Source: RefSeq, a predicted model, not a curated record